This is a messenger RNA of Eleginops maclovinus (Patagonian blennie), 3046 nucleotides long. It is a transcript of the gene snta1, whose product is annotated as syntrophin, alpha 1. The record is from RefSeq and is a predicted model, not a curated record. The transcript has 8 exons. Bases 92 to 1555 code for a protein of 487 amino acids. Lineage: Eukaryota; Metazoa; Chordata; Actinopteri; Perciformes; Eleginopidae. Gene Ontology annotation, molecular function: structural molecule activity; protein binding. Gene Ontology annotation, cellular component: intracellular anatomical structure; neuromuscular junction; sarcolemma.
CAGGGGGAGAGAGGGGAGUGGUGUGCCCCCCCCCCCCAUCCCUCCACAGGACCGCCAGCCCGUCUAGAGUUAUUCCAGGAAUGCGUUGAACAUGGCUGCCGCGAUGAAGGCUCAGAAAACGGGACUGCUGGAACUUCGACUGACCGUGGACCGCUGGAUCCGGGUGUUGGCCACUCUUACCGAGGACACGCUCACAGUAAACCCCGGGGAGGGUGCCGAGGAGCCCGCAAAGCCAGCCCCGAGCCCCGCCGGUGCUAUCAACGGAGACCCCCCGAACUUAAGCUCGUCCCCGGUCCCGGAAACCAUCACCAACGUGAAGCGCACCGUGCGAGUUACAAAGCAAGAUGUUGGAGGUCUGGGAAUCAGUAUCAAAGGUGGGAAGGAGAACAAGAUGCCAAUCCUCAUCUCCAAGAUAUUCAAGGGCCUGGCUGCUGACCAGACGGAGGCGCUUUAUGUUGGGGAUGCCAUACUGUCUGUCAAUGGCUAUGACUUAAGGGAGGCCACACAUGAUGAGGCUGUGCAAGCGCUGAAGAAAACUGGCAAAGAAGUCGUCCUCGAAGUGAAGUACAUUAAGGAGAUGUCAGCCUUCUUUAAAAACUCGGGGUCUCCAGGGGCCGCCCUCCCCUGGGACUCUCCUCCUUCCACGCCUCAGAGGGGCAUUGAACUCUCACCUGCUGAGGUGAAGGAGCCCCGCAGCAUCCCGCUAAAGAUGUGCCAGGUAUUACGGAAACAGUGCCCCCCGGACACAGAACACAGGUAUUUCGAGGUGAUUUCAGCCAACAGAAAGAACUCUGUGUUCCUGAGGGCUAUAGACCCAGCCAUGGCUCAGUCCUGGUUCAAUGCCAUCCAGACCGGCACUGCCAACCUUUUACCCCGAGUGAAGGAGGAGAUGAAGAGCAUGCAACUUGGCAUUGAGGUCAAACAUCUGGGCUGGAUUACAGAGCAGGUGACCCAGGGUCCAGAGAAACCAGUUCUGGCAAUGUUGACAGACAGAGACCUGCUCCUGUAUCCCUCCCUGCCUGAGAGCAAAGAGAGCCUCAGCAGCCCCACCAAGAGCCACCCGCUCAUUGCUACCAGACUGGUCCACUCCGGCCCAGGAAAAAGUUCUCCUCUCCAGGAUUCUGACCUCUCAUUUGGCCUGCGUACAGGCACAAAGCAGGGCGUGGAGACCCAUGUGUUCAGGGUGGAUUCUGCCAAAGAGCUGUCCACCUGGACUCAUCUGCUGGUGGAGGGCUGCCAUAAUGCUGCUGAGCUCAUAAAGGAGGUCACCACGGCCUGUAGUUGGAAUGGGAAGGAGUGUAACCUGGGAGUCCACAUUGAUGAGGGCUUCACACUAUUCACUGAAGAGAUGGGUAUUAGGAAAAGUAUUCUGCUGCAGCAGCCGUUCGAGCGCCUAAGAAUGUCCUCAGAUGAUGGAGUUCGCAUGAUCUUCCUCGACUUUGGAGGCCCCGAGGCCGAGAUUCAACUGGACCUCCACUCUUGCCCCAAGACCAUCGUCUUCAUCAUCCACUCUUUCCUGUCUGCUAAGGUCAAGAGACUUGGCCUCCUGGCAUGAUAAUGGCCAACUAUCCGAAACAUCAACAAUAGGAAUAUUCAAUAAAAGACACAGCCAGAAGACUCUGAAACACCAGAGGAUGUGGCCCUCUUAGGCCUCUAAAAUUGUCGUCUCUGGUCGGGCAACUGCUGGUUUUUCUAGGGGAAUGAAGAGAAAAAGCAUCAUUGAUGGACCGUUGUUGAACUCGUAGUUGUAAGGUAAAGAGAGGUUUUACAGAUCAGCAGCCACAUAAGGGAUCUGACAUCUGUCAAAUCUGUUACAGUGGGUCACAACACUUAAUGAUGGCAAACUGUGUGAAAUGACAGCCUGCAUCUUAAUGUUUUCUAAGCUUGAAGUCCCAACCAUUUUACGUUUUUUUGCCCCAUUGUUCAGUUUUGUUUUGUUUCAUGAGUCACAGCAGGCCUUUGUCAUGAGCAUCUUUUCAUCUUUCAAACGUUGCUUUAUGUGCUGAGAGCAGUCACAACAAAAGUUAUUUCACAAAUGUCCUGAUUGAUGUUGGACAAAUAUUUUUUCUUAUAAAGGCAGCUUCAGAGAAGUGACAGAAUGACAUGACUGAUCACUACAUGAUCAAUAGUCAGUUGUGAACAAUGUGGACAAUACAACCAUAGCUAUGUGCUUGUUAUGUAGAUGCUUGAGUUGCAUUUACCCUGUAUUUUAAUAAUACAAAAAGGUACAUACUUUUUGAAAUACAAGUUCCAAAUGCCAAAUCAAGUAUAUUUUUCAUGACGGUUGAAAAACAUAAUUUUAUUUUCCUCUGUCUCUCUUCUUCCCUGUUGUUGUGUGCUCAUCCAUGGCCUAACAAAGAGAGAUGACUAACAUAAAAGGCUUUUCUUAUUAUUGUGUUCUAGAUAAACAAAUUAAUUACAGAAAAAGGUUUAAUUUUCCUAACAAAAAUACACCUUUCCUGAAUCUGAAUGGCCUUUGUCAUUCAGUAUGACUGCAGUUUUAUUUCCUAUUAGCACAUGUGAAGAGCAAAUUAAGAGCACUUGUGUUUUUAGAGUCGUACCAACAAAGGUUUAUCCAUUAUCACAUAUUUAUAUAUGACAAACAGUUGGCUGAAAGAGUGUCAGUCCAGCUACGCUACUUCUCCUGUAUAGUUAACGUUCAAGUAGAAUACACGUACUCUUGGUUUUGUCUGUAUUUCACAAUGUAAUCAUGAGAAGGGACAAACAUCUUUCAUCAAAAAGCACCAAUCUGUUUUCUACACAACAUGUCUAACAUUUAAAUGUGUUAUUUUGCCAUAUGAAAGAUGUUGAGUUGUUUACAUCAUAAAGUUUAUGAUUGUAUUUUUUUCCUUUACUUUUUGUGUUAACUUAACAUCCACAACUUGGGGCCUUUUAUCUGUGUCGGACACAUGUAUUAAUAUAUACUUCAAAACUAAAAACCUGUUUGCUUUCAAGAAUGAAAUGUAUUGUAUAUUCUUAUUUAAACAGAGGUGUGCCUUGCAGGGUUGUUUGUAUAUAAACAUGUAAUAAACUUUGCUAACUUUUA